AUGACGAUCAAUGCGAAUUUCUAUUCGUUGUUUCUCGGUGGGGCCGACCGGUUACUGUCGAUCAUGGGGGAGAGCUUCCCCGAGCUAGGGUUAGUGAGGGAAGACUGCUUCGAAGUGAGCUGGCUUCAGUCGACCGUGUUUAUGGGUGGGUACUCCGUUGAUACCUCGCCGGAAGUUCUGCUGGACAGAGCUCGGGCGAAGGGUCAUUGGAAGGGGAAGUCCAACUACGUGCAGGAGCCCAUGCCCGAGUCGGGUUUGGAAGGUGUGUGGAAGUUGUUGUUUGGAGCAGAGGCGGAGUUUGUGCCGGUGACGAUGAAUGCUUAUGGAGGGAAAAUGACAGAGAUUUGCGACUCUGCCAUUCCGUUUCCCCACAGGAACAAUAAGUAUGCGGACAAUUAUAUAGAGUGGAGGAGUAGGGAGUUUGAUGAGUACUUGACACCUUACGUUUCGAGUAAUCCGAGGGCGGCGUAUCUCAAUUACAGAGAUCUUGAUCUCGGAGUUAACAAUGUUGUCGGGGAGACGAGCUACGAACAAGCUAGUCGUUGGGGGAAGAGGUAUUACAAGGGUAAUUUCGAUCGCCUUGUGAGGAUUAAGUCCGUGGUUGAUCCUAAAAAUUUCUUCAAGAACGAACAGAGCAUUCCACCAGUGCACUUGAGGUUUGGCUGA
Salvia splendens (bonfire salvia) is the source of this 666-nucleotide messenger RNA. RefSeq names its product berberine bridge enzyme-like 15. Lineage: Eukaryota; Viridiplantae; Streptophyta; Magnoliopsida; Lamiales; Lamiaceae. Gene Ontology annotation, molecular function: oxidoreductase activity; flavin adenine dinucleotide binding. The record is from RefSeq and is a predicted model, not a curated record. The transcript has 2 exons. Bases 1 to 666 code for a protein of 221 amino acids.